Labrus bergylta (ballan wrasse) is the source of this 1811-nucleotide messenger RNA. NCBI's taxonomy places the organism in Eukaryota, Metazoa, Chordata, Actinopteri, Labriformes, Labridae. The record is from RefSeq and is a predicted model, not a curated record.
UCCUCAGCUGCAGAUGCCAGAUUGUGCACAUCUGAAAACUUUGUCUCUUUACAGCAGCACUGGCAACUGUGCUGACCCACGCCCCCCCCCUGCCCCCAUCCCCUGCCCUGCCUUUGGACUGAGGGUCAUCCAUCCAUCCCGCCACAGACUCACAGCCAACUCAUCAUGGUGGAUGUGACCAAAUGGCCCAUUUUCAGCCUGAUGGGGCCCCAGGAGCUCUCCAAUAUACGGAAAGCCUGUGUAUUUGGAACGUCUGCUAAUGAGGCCAUCUACAUCAACAAUGAUGACGAGGUGUACGUGUUUGGCUUGAACUGCAGUAACUGCCUGGGCACAGGGGACAGCCUGAGCACCAUCGUACCCAAGAAGCUGGACUUCCUGAGCGGGAGGAAGGUGGUCAGCCUGAGCUACGGCAGCGGCCCCCACAUCCUGCUGGCCACAGAGGACGGAGAGCUAUUCGCCUGGGGUCAUAAUGGUUACAGCCAACUGGGAAACGGGACAACCAACCAAGGAGUCUCUCCAGUGCUGGUGUCGGCCAACCUGCUCAAUAAGAAGAUCACAGAGGUGUCGUGUGGCUCUCACCACUCGAUGGCGCUGACCGACUCAGGAGAAGUGUAUGCGUGGGGCUACAACAACUGUGGUCAAGUAGGUUCAGGCUCCACGGCCAACCAGCCCACUCCACGCAGAGUGUCGAGCUGCCUGCAGAACAAAGUGGCAAUCAGCAUCGUCUGCGGUCAGACCUCAUCCACAGCAGUGGUGGACAACGGAGAGGUGUACGGCUGGGGCUACAACGGGAACGGACAACUUGGACUUGGAAACAACGGAAACCAGCUCACUCCCUGUCGCCUCGCUGCUCUGCAGGGUUUAUGUGUGCAACAGAUCGUCUCGGGUUACGCUCACUCUCUUGCUCUAACUGACGAGGGAUUGCUUUACGCCUGGGGUGCCAACACAUACGGACAACUGGGCACGGGAAACAAGAGCAACCAGCUGAGUCCAAUCCAGAUCAUGGCGGAGAAAGAGAGGAUCGUGGAGAUCGCCGCCUGUCACUCCACGCACACGUCGGCUGCUAAGACCCAGAGUGGGCAGGUGUACAUGUGGGGCCAGUGCAGGGGCCAGUCCAUCGUGCUGCCCCACCUCACACACUUUACCUGCACCGACGAUGUCUUUGCAUGCUUCGCCACGCCCUCGGUCAUGUGGAGGCUUCUUUCCAUGGAGCACGAUGACUUCUUGACCGUGGCUCAGUCUCUGAAGAAAGAGUUUGACAACCCGGAGACAGCGGACCUCAAGUUCUGCGUGGACGGCAAAUAUAUCUGCGUCCACAAAGCGAUUCUCAAAAUCAGGUGUGAACACUUCAGGUCCAUGUUCCAGUCUCACUGGAACGAAGACAUGAAGGAGGUGAUUGAGAUCGACCAGUUCUCCUACCCGGUGUACCGCUCCUUCCUGGAGUUCCUUUACACCGACGACGUGGAGCUGCCCCCCGAGGACGCCAUCGGGCUGUUGGAUUUAGCCACGUCGUAUUGUGAGAACCGCCUGAAACGGCUGUGUCAGCAUAUUAUAAAGAGAGGAAUCACCGUGGACAACGCCUUCUCGCUGCUGUCCGCUGCUGUGCGCUAUGACGCAGAGGACCUGGAAGACUUCUGCUUUAAAUUCUGUGUCAACCACCUGACUGAAGUCACACAGACCACGGCUUUCUGGCAGAUCGAUGGCAACCUGCUCAAAGAUUUCAUAUGUCGAGCCAGCCGCUGUGGAGCCUUCAAAAACUGACUCCAAGCUGAUUGGUUAAAAAAGCCUAAGAGAUAAAAACGCUGCACUGA